AUGAUCAAAUUUUUAGCAUUGGUGUUAUUAUUACUCCAACUAAUCUUUCUCACCACAUUUGCUCAAGAGCUUGAACCUGUUCUUUAUGAAACCGAUGGUUUUAGAUUUAAGCCUUUUGUCCCCUCUAAGCCUUCCCCUGUUAAGCCUUUUAUUCCUUCUAAGCCUGGCCUUUUUAGGCCCAAUCCGAUUUCCGUCGAUGUCCCUGUUGUUAUGCCCAUUCCUGUUACUCCUGUCCCUAUUACGCCUGUCGUUGUUACUCCUCCUGCCCCUGUUACGGUUUCCCCAAUUGACCCUCUUGUUCCUGUACCACCUGCCCCUCUUGAACCUUCUACCCCUGUCCCUAUUACGCCUGUAGUUGUUACUCCUCCUGCCCCUGUUACGCUUUCCCCAAUUAUCCCCCUUGUCCCUGCUACGCCUGCACCUGUUGAGCCCCCUGUAGACCCUUCUGCCCCUAUUAUUGUCCCUGUUGAGCCUCCGGUUAUUCCAACAUUCCCCCCCAUUGGAUGUAGCUGCUCCUUCUUACUCAUCAUUGCCACUGCGCCCCGCUUACAUCUCUAG
Solanum lycopersicum (tomato) is the source of this 558-nucleotide messenger RNA. The record is from RefSeq and is a predicted model, not a curated record. NCBI's taxonomy places the organism in Eukaryota, Viridiplantae, Streptophyta, Magnoliopsida, Solanales, Solanaceae.